This is a messenger RNA of Dicentrarchus labrax (European seabass), 5373 nucleotides long. RefSeq names its product kelch-like protein 28. Gene Ontology annotation, molecular function: protein binding. The record is from RefSeq and is a predicted model, not a curated record. Bases 145 to 1860 code for a protein of 571 amino acids. The transcript has 6 exons. Lineage: Eukaryota; Metazoa; Chordata; Actinopteri; Moronidae.
AGCUCAUCUGUAGCUUUGUGGCUAGGUUGGCAGUAGGUUGUUUUCCUGAUAGCCGCCCGGGGUUCCCUCUCGUCGCCGCUGCUGAACUCCGCCACUGCAAAAUCGGUCAUUACAGCGGCACACCAGACGGACUAUAGGUUACAGAUGGACCAGCAGGACCAGUCCUAUAUGUUUGCCAGUCUGAAACGACCUCACUCAGAGCAGCUGCUGCAAGGCCUCCAGCUCUUGCGGCAGGAUCACGAACUAUGUGACAUUGUCCUGCGUGUGGGUGAUUCCAAGAUCCAUGCCCACAAAGUAGUGCUGGCGAGCAUCAGCCCUUACUUCAAGGCCAUGUUCACGGGUAACCUGUCAGAAAAGGAGACCUCUGAGGUUGAAUUCCAGUGCAUCGAUGAGACCGCCUUGCAGGCCAUCGUUGAGUAUGCCUACACUGGCACGGUGUUUAUCUCCCAGGAAACAGUGGAAUCUCUGCUACCAGCUGCUAACUUACUCCAGGUUAAGCUAGUACUUAAGGAGUGUUGCUCCUUCUUAGAGAGCCAGCUGGAUGCUGGGAACUGUAUAGGUAUCUCCCGCUUUGCAGAGACAUACGGCUGUCAUGACCUGUGCCUGGCUGCAACUAAGUUCAUCUGUGAGAACUUUGAGGAGGUUUGUCAGACGGAGGAGUUUUUUGAACUGACGAGGGCCGAGUUGGAUGAAAUUGUGUCCAAUGACUGCCUUAAGGUGGUCACGGAGGAGACUGUAUUUUACGCCCUGGAAUCGUGGAUCAAAUAUGAUGUAACUGAGAGACAGCAGCAUCUGGCCCAGCUGCUGCACUGUGUUCGCCUUCCGCUCCUCAGCGUCAAAUUUCUCACCCGCCUAUAUGAAGCCAACCACCUUAUACGAGAUGACCACGCAUGCAAGCACCUGCUCAACGAGGCCCUUAAAUAUCAUUUUAUGCCUGAGCACCGACUCUCCUAUCAGACUGUGUUGUCGGCGCGGCCCAGGUGUGCCCCAAAGGUGCUGCUUGCAGUAGGAGGCAAGGCUGGACUGUUUGCAACUUUAGAAAGCAUGGAAAUGUAUUUCCCUCAGACAGAUUCGUGGAUAGGACUGGCCCCUCUCAGUGUACCCCGAUAUGAAUUUGGAGUGGCAGUGCUGGACCACAAGGUGUAUGUGGUCGGAGGCAUCGCCACACAUAUGAGACAGGGCAUUAGCUACCGGAGACAUGAGAGCACAGUGGAGAGCUGGGACCCCGAGAGCAACACCUGGUCCUCGGUGGAGCGUAUGGCAGAGUGCCGUAGCACCCUUGGGGUGGUGGUCCUGGCUGGCGAGCUUUACGCCCUCGGAGGCUACGACGGCCAGUAUUACCUCCAGUCGGUGGAGAAAUAUGUCCCCAAGCUGAAGGAGUGGCAGCCUGUGGCACCCAUGACAAAGUCCCGCAGCUGCUUUGCCACUGCUGUGCUGGAUGGUAUGGUGUACGCUAUCGGAGGCUACGGCCCAGCCCAUAUGAACAGUGUGGAGCGAUACGACCCCAGCAAGGAUGCCUGGGAAAUGGUAGCCCCCAUGGCAGAUAAGAGGAUCAACUUUGGAGUAGGCGUCAUGCUCGGCUUCAUAUUUGUGGUGGGUGGACACAAUGGAGUGUCGCACCUGUCCAGCAUUGAGCGGUAUGAUCCACAUCAGAACCAGUGGACAGCCUGUCGGCCAAUGAAUGAACCACGCACUGGUGUGGGCUCUGCCAUUGUGGACAACUACCUCUAUGUAGUGGGAGGUCACUCAGGGUCAUCUUACCUGAACACUGUCCAGCGCUAUGACCCCAUCUCAGACAGCUGGUUGGACUCGAGUGGCAUGAUGUAUUGCCGUUGCAAUUUUGGUCUGACUGCCCUUUGACCCAUGGCCCAGCCAGCUAGGACCCACUAAGAGAACUCAGACACAAAGACGUUUCUUUUUUGUUGUCUCCUCCUCCUUCCCCACAUUCAUCCUCCAGGUGCAGAGGAGCGCUGCACACCAAUGUGAACACCAGAGGAGAGAGAGCCUGCUGGGUGGAUGGAUGUGCUGGGCUAGCUGGCUGGCUAGAGGGGGACCACAGGCAUGGCUGCAGAGACGGGGGAAAGAGCUGCAAAGCUUCAUGAAAAAGAGGAAGAUGAUUGGACGGCUGUUGUCACGGGCACGAGGAGACAACUGCUCUACUGCUGCUGGACCACAAUGAGGUCUCUGAGCCAUUUCCCAGAGGAUUGUGGGAGAAAACUUGUCACUUUUGUUUUUGUUAGCAGACAUUGCUGUUUGUUUUCCUUCAUGCCAUUAAUUGUGUUUAACACUUAAAUCUUUUUUCUUUUCUUUUUUUCUGCUGUAACUGGAACCGUGUGUUCAGGUUUUGUAGAACACAGCAGUUUGCCAGUGUAUUUGUAUGAGUAUGUGGUUGUUGGCCAUGUAGUGUGUAUGUCCGUGUGUAUGCUCGAGGGGUACAUGCAUGUCAGAUAGGGUUGUUUGUUUUGUUACGUGUCUGCGUGCAGAACUGAUGCCUGGGCUCAGCGACGCAGGAGUUCUGCAUCAAAAUCAGUGCUUCACAAAAAAGAGAAAAGUUGGAAUCUUUAUAUUUUCUCAAAAAGGGCUGCCUUUUUCUCUCGUGUAAAUAGACUAAAAGAAAUAUAUAGAUAUGAAUAUAUCCUCUAGUGCAUUGCCUGUAAAUGUUUUUCUGCACUGGGUCACUAGUGUGUGUGCGUGGAUGAGUGUGUGUUUGUGUGUUUGUGCGAAUGUGUGUGUAGUUUUAUUCCAUGGGUCAGCGUCGAGGUGAAUGAUGAAUUCUCCUGAGAGUGUUUGCCACUAGUCUCUGCUUCAUCCUUGGAGCCAUUUAAAAAAACAAAACAAAAAAAAAACAACAACCCAUGUUUUAGCUUCUGUUACAUCUUCCUAGGGUCAGGUCAUGAACUCGCUACUCUUCACAAUAGUUGAAAUCGACCUUGGCCCUCUUUUCACCCUUUGGUCUGUACACAAUACCAACUGGUGCUAUAUUUAGGAUUCAGGAUUCAGCUGUUUGUCUGUGUUGCCUCACAUAAUUAGGUCAACCUCUGUUCAGCCGCUGCUACACUACGGCGUUAGAUGUUAUUUGAUUUAAUGUGCAUUUAAAUGUGUAAAAUUUAAUGGCCCCCCAACCAUGCAAUAAAACAGUCCUGCUGAAAGGGAAGCCCGUGGUUGGACAACUGCAAACUUCAGUUUGAAAAUUAACACUAGUUCAGUUUAAAAAAAACAAAAAAAAAAAAACUUGUUUUAAUUUAAAUGAUAUCCUUGUUAGCGUUCCCCGUCCCUCAGUGUUCCUGUUGCAGGAUACGAGCAUGCUUUGUUAUUGUCUCAAUGCCUGUACAAUGUCACUCUUUAGCUAUGAACAAGACUUUUUCUGCCUGGGAUUGGGUUUGACAUCUGCUCUUUGCACUCGCCAACUCGCCACCAAACAUGUGAUCCUCAUGUGGCCAAGGUCUUGCUUGCAAGCUCAAGUUCGAGAUAAUCCGUUCAGCUUCAUGUGAAGUGCCAAAACGUUACCUUUUUAUUUCUCCCAUCUUUUCCCACCUCCAGUUCUAGUACCAGCUUCCUUCAUGUGCCACAAUUUUUAAACAUGUUCUCCUCGUUCUUAUUGCUAAUGUAUUAGCAUGACACUCUUCCAUGCUGUCAUAUGGAAAUGGAUGAUAAAGCACCAAGGGCUGUGCCCAGACCAUGUUGCCACUUUCACCAGUAUCAUGUCCUGAUAGAGACCAGCGUGUUCCCCUGGGUUUGUCUGACUCCAGGCUGGCUGAGGGUGUCACUCUCUGCAGCCUUGGGCUAGGCUAACAAACAGGUCAAGCAAUGCACAGCAAUAGUGGGGGCAAUAGGCAAGAAAAAGUUAGGUGUGUCUUGUUGAGUCACUGUUCAAGUCUAGUUUGAGUUGCUUUGUGCACUGACGUUUGCACAUAAGUGGAAACUUUAACCAAGCUCUGCAUUGCACUUACCAAACUAUUUGAUACAUAUUGUAAUUUGUACAUAUGUUUUAAUUUAGGAUAAUGGCAUUUAGAAAAUGCAAUAAAACUUCUGUUUUGUGUUUGUCUCUUUUAAAAAAAAAAAAAAAAAAAAGCCAAGGCAUCUCAUAUUGCUGUAACAGAACCCCACAUCGCAUGUCAGUUGAUUCACAAUGUUGGCUGGUAAUGUGGACUUCUAACGAAACAUCAAAUGGUACCAUUGACUUUGACUCAUCCUACCAGACAUCUUGUGUUCUCAUUUUGUCAUACAUGCUGGUUCUUUUUUACAAGGCUUUUGUUUAUUUAGGCAGUUUUAGAGGGAUUGCUCACAGUGUAGUGGCCAAAUUUGAUGUAAACACCUCCUUUUUCUUUUUUCUUAAAAGAAAAGAAAAGAAAAAAAAAGUGAACAGAAAUAACAUCAGCCGUUUUGACCACAAGGUCUUGUAAACCCUAGACAGGACAUGUGCUCUUCCACUGACUACCAUUGUACUCUAAACUUGAUGUGUGUUUGUAAAAAGAUUGUGGUUACUGUUACUACAGAGGAGAACUUUAAUGACACUUGCCUUGCUUGGUCAGGGUGUCACUGGUGAGACAUUUAGUUUGUUGCAGAUUGUUAUACAUCACUAUAUGAAGUACUUUCCAUUUUUCUGGGUUGUUUUUGGAAGUUACGAAAAAGCAACACAGGCGUAUUUCUGCAAAUUGUCAUUUUAUUUUAGAAAGAUGUGAAUGACUUUUUUUGUAUUUAUAAUUAUAAUUUGUAUUGUUUAUGUUGUGUAACCUGAUUUGCUAAUUCUGUCUAUUGUACUAGAUUUUGUUCGUCACUAAACAGCCACAGCACAAAUCACGCAGGCGUAAUUAUGUGCUGCCGCCAUGAUUCAUCUACCAUCACUGUUGUGUAUAAUGUCAUGAUUUCUGAUGUGUAUAUUAACUACUAUUUUAAUGAAUUUUGGAGAGACGCUGAUGAAAAUCUGCAAACGUGAAUCUGCAAAAAGAAGGGAUGUUAAAAUUGAGUUUGUACGCAUUUUUAUUAUGGCCUAACCAAUGUCAUGUUUUUGCCACCACUCUCACCAAAGUGCUUGUUCAAAGAAAGCAGAUGGAUGACUAACACCUGGUCUGCAAUGGACUGCCACUCUAAUGUUUGUGUCUGAAAGAAGAAAUCCUUUGAAACUGAUGUCAAUGUUAGCCAAAUGACCACUCUGCUUCUUUUACAUUUCCCAUUGUGUGUCUGGAGUAAGGUGAUGAUCUUGAAUUUUAUAUCCUGUGGAUUAAUACUGGAAGUACAAGAUAACCUUAGGUGUAGAAACAGUAGCUUUUCACAUUUUAUCAUGUUUUGAUUGAAGACAUUUUACAUACAUUUUAGUCAGUUUGUGUGGUGCAGUUGUACCCAGUUUAAAAUAAAUGCCUGCCUUAAAAGGUA